AUGGAAGAAGGGUCUGAGGGAUAUGGACCGCAUGAGACGGAGAUCUUGAAGUUGAAGUACAAUGGUGGGGCCUUCGCCGUCUUCAUCUUGGCCACAUGCCGCCUUUGCGAGGCAAUGUCUGGAAGGCAAUAUCCAGUGCGCUUUGCCUGGACCCUGGUGGACCUCUACGAUGAUCUGACGGGGUCAGCCAAAGGCACUGCUCCGCUCCCGGUGCCGGUUCCCUCCUGCAUGGAAUCAUUUCUUGCCAUGCAGCGAAGCCAGAAGCAGAUUUGUGGCCUUGAAUGGGCCAAUCUGGGGGAGGUUUACACUUACCUAAGGAAUGGUAAGCAUUUAGAUAUCCCCAAGGAGUGGAGAAAAUUUCUCCCCAAAGAGCCACCCCUGGAGUCAGGAUGUUGA
Molecule: messenger RNA, 396 nt
Organism: Durusdinium trenchii
Lineage: Eukaryota; Dinophyceae; Suessiales; Symbiodiniaceae
Source: the annotation of a GenBank genome assembly